Molecule: messenger RNA, 1662 nt
Organism: Lecanosticta acicola
Lineage: Eukaryota; Fungi; Ascomycota; Dothideomycetes; Mycosphaerellales; Mycosphaerellaceae
Source: the annotation of a GenBank genome assembly
AUGUUUCCCAACCAACCCGGCCCGUAUGCUUUCCAGCAGCCCCAGCACCGCAGGUACGUGUAUCCUCAGACACGUCCCCCGCGCCACUGCCGUAACACCCCCUGACACCGCUCGAAUGCUAAUGAGUCUAGCCGCUCCCCUCCCACGAAGAGGACCAAGAGCAACGGAAUGGUCAUCACCCGCUAUCCACUGCCUCAAGGAUACCAUCCACCUGCACAGCCUCAGCAUCCUUUCCCGCAGCCGCAGGGAUGGGCACAGCAGCCUCACGUGUUCCGCUCCGGUGGAAACGUUGGAUACAUUCCACCUCCUACUCCACAACACCACCCACUUCAGCACCCAUUCGGCCGAAUGUAUCAACCACCACACCCACCACCCUCUCAUCCUCCAACCCAUCAGCCUUUGACUCCAUACCCAUCUGAAUACCACGCCGAUCCGACGUCGGGGAUCCAGUUUACGGACCCACCGGUGCCUCCGGAAGACUUUGCUGAAGUUGCAUCCCAGGAGAACGGUUUGGAGUACGAGUACCAUGGCGAGUUGAGCUAUUAUUGGGCCUAUCCGAACGAGAUAGUUCCGGAGCUUAGUCUGGGAAUCAUUGGCUGGCAUCCCGCUUGGCCCAGCAAGCGACCAUUACCCUCCCUGGUGGAAGAUGGCAAUCUUGACACAUGGGCACAGCGUGUCCUCAGACCGGAUGAGGAGACCUCCGUAUCUGACUACUGCACAACCUCCGCGAUUGGCGAGACGCUCCUGAGUGUGCGGCAUACAAGUCUAUGGGAGGAGUGCAAGGAUGAAUUGAUAUUCCGAGAAUACCCAAAUGAGUGUACCGAGUAUUUCUCGCCUAAAGCGCUGGAAUUGCACUGGCAAAAUCGACCUGACAGUAGAUGGACCGCCGAAGGAGGCCGCUCGCCAACUCCAGAGCUCUCCAGAGGACCCACGCCAGCGGUGCCAGCUGAGCCUGGCGAUUACCCUAGCGACCGAAGAACGGGCCCAUCAAGCGAUCGCGAUGCAUUGCAAGAUGCGCGACGUCAGAGUGACCCACUGGAUGUGUUUGAGGAAAUCGUCCGCGCUCAGAAGCAUACGAGUCAGCCGCCAGAUGCUUCUAGCAACCACUCUCGAAGCCAGUCGAUCUCGUCGCAGCAAUCCGAAAAGCUGACAAGACCAAAACCUCUCCCGGCAGUGCGAGAUCAAGGUCAAGAAGACAUUCUCGCUCGACUAGGAGUGACGGGAUCUCCCAAGACGGUCUAUCAAACCCCAGGACCAGCAUUUGGGCCUCCGCCUUCUAGUAAUACCAGCACACAAGCGGGCAACAGCCGCAACUCGUCCUUGGACAGUGGUAGCGAACGCCCCCAAAGCCCAGCAAAGAGGUCAUCACGAGACGCAUGGUCGACUGCGCCAGCGCCGAGAAAUAUUGGAUAUCCUCCCAUCAGACGCCCACAGCAACAACGCCGGCACGACUCGCAAAAUUCGAACCACGAUUCUGCUCGCGACAUGGAAGUGGACGAUGAUGCGACACCGAGGCCGAAGAAGACCUGGACCGGAGAGAAUCGGAAGCGGAGUUAUGCGGAUUCGCUGGCUGGAGCAGCGAGGCAUGAUGAAGACGAUGACGAGCGGACGCCGAAGCAGCGGAAGACUUCGCGGGAGGUGCCGUAUGCGGAUCGUUGGUGA